AUGACCUUAGAGGACUGGAAGGCCCGACUAAAGGCGACGUUUCUCAUCUAUCGGGUGCCCGACGACCUGCAGGUGCCCCUCGCCCUGAAUUCUCUGGAAGGCGAGGCUCGUCGGACGAUUCUUUUACGACCCGACGAUGAACGCGAGGAACUGGAGGAGAUCUAUAGUAUCCUGGGGGAUAUCUAUGGGGACACCUCCUCGGCGGGGACCCUCCGGCAGCGUCUGUUUGGCCGGUUCCAGAGGGAGGACGAGUCCAUUCCCCAGUAUGCCAACGCCCUCCAGGAGAUGAUGGGAGAAGUACGUCGGAAAGACCCCGAUGGGUUUGGGGCACUCACCAACACCAGUCAGAUAUUGCGAGAUCAGUUCGCCAUGGGACUCAGGAACGUGCCCCUGAGGCAGGUGAUGCUGGAUAAGAUAUCCCAGGAUGACACCCUGACCUUCCAUCAGGUGGAAAUCGACGCCGUAGCCAGGGACCGCAAUGCCAAUUACGGGCCACACGCUGUCUUUCCCCAGUGGGUGCAGCCGAUCUCCGCGCCCGUGGCUAGCAGGGAGACCAACCCAUUAGAGACCUGUCCGGAGGCUUCCGAGGCAUGGGCAUUGUCUGUUCAAGUGGAGGAGCAGGAGGGGGCCUGCCCUGAGUGGAACGGUACAAUUAUCCGUACGCAGAUGGACGUGUCGCUAGAUGAGUGCGCGGCCGGGGACCGGGAGCGGUAUCGGCCGAUACCGCCCCGGUUGUACCAAGAAGUAAAGAGCAUGUUGCGUCAGAUGCUGGACAACCACGUGAUCCAGGAGAGCAAGAGUCCAUGGGCUGCACCCAUUGUCCUAGUCCGGAAGAAGGACGGGACUAUCCGGUUCUGUGUGGAUUACCGGAAGUUGAAUAGUUGCACCGUCCGGGACGCUUACCCUCUCCCUAGGAUUGAGGAGUCCCUAGCUGCACUGGGCAAUGCAAAAUUCUUUUCGACCCUGGACCUGGCCAGUGGGUACUGGCAAGUGCCGGUAGCUCCCCAGGAUAGGGAGAAGACCGCAUUCGUUACUCCCAUGGGGUUGUUCGAAUUUUGCCGCAUGCCGUUCGGGUUGAACAAUGCGCCCGCCACAUUCCAGCGGAUGAUGGAGAGGUGCUUGGGAGACUUGAAUUUUGAGGCCUUGCUGAUUUACCUGGACGACAUCAUCGUGUUCGCCGCGACCUUGGAGGAACACUUUGCUCGACUCGACAGGGUUCUGCAACGGUUGGAGGAGUACGGCCUGAAGCUCAAGCCCCGGAAGUGCCACCUGUUGAACUCCAGUUUGGAGUACCUCGGGCACGUGGUGUCACGCGAUGGGGUGUACCCAACCCCCAGCAAGGUGGCGGCCGUCCAGGAAUGGAAGGUGCCCACCACUGUCACGGAAUUGCGGGCAUUCCUGGGUUUGGUGGGGUACUACCGACGCUUCAUCAAGGAUUUCGCCCGGAUUGCGGAACCCCUACAUGCCUUGCUUCGAGGGAUUGCGACCACGAAGAGAGCUGCCCUGGAGACUUGGGGAGAAGCGCAGAACCUGGCCUUUGACCGACUGAAGGCAAGUCUCACUGAGGCUCCAGUGUUGGGGUACGCAGAUUUUGAGAAGCCCUUCGUUCUAUACACGGAUGGAAGUCUGCAGGGGUUGGGCGCGGUCUUGGCUCAGGUUCAGGAUGGGCAGGAGCGGGUGAUUGCUUACGGCAGUCGUAGCCUGCGAGAGACCGAAAGGAACCCAGACAACUACAGUUCCUUCAAGUUGGAAUUGCUGGCGGUGGUGUGGGCUGUGACCGAGAAGUUUGCGGAGUACUUGACCGCCGCUCACGUGGAUAUUUUUACAGACAACAACCCCCUGGCGUACCUGGAGACCGCCAAGUUAGGCGCCUUGGAGCAACGGUGGGUGGCCAGGUUGGCCAAGUUCUCCUACAAGAUUCGCUAUCGAUCGGGGAAGAGCAAUACCAACGCGGAUGCCCUGUCUCGCUUUCCAGUGGAAACCCCCGAACCUGGUGGAGAAGAAGAUGACUGCGGAGAAGAAAUGCCGGAUCUCACUCGUGUGCGGCAGCCCGUGGGCGGAGAGUUGUGUCGACAGGACGCCCAGACUGCCUUACUUAGGUACACGGAGACGGACUGGGCACAGGAACAGCAGGCCGACGAAGGUUUGGACCUCAUUCGACAGUGGGUACAGAGGGGUCAUAUGCCAUCUCGCCGGGAGCAGGAUGGGCUGACCGGGUUCUGUAGGAAGGUGGUGCGUCGUUGGGACCAAUUGCGGGUCUGCGCUGGUACCCUACGGAGACAAUGCUACUUGGAACAGGAAAUGCGUACUGUUGAGCAGGUGGUCGUGCCAGAAGCCCGGGUGCGGUCAGUGGUGGAAGAGGCGCACGAGCAGGGGGCCCAUUUGGGACCCUAUAAAACAUACCAUUGGUUGAGACGCCAAUAUUUCGCCCCCCGGCUGCAAGCGGUCGUGGACCAGGUAUGUCGUGAGUGCAGGAGGUGUGCGGUAGUUAAGCCGCAGGAACAGCAUGUGCCCAUCCAGACGAUCCGGACCAGUCGGCCGCUGGAAAUGCUGAUGAUCGACUACGUGUUGAUCGGGGAGUCAGUAAGUGGACACCAGUAUGCCCUGGUAAUGACUGACCACUUCACUAAAUUCACGGUAGUGGUCCCCACCCGGAACCAGACUGCGGAGUCAGCAACACGAGCGAUCGUCGAACAUUUCAUUCGGCAGUACGGUUGCCCCGAGCGGAUCCAUUCGGAUCAAGGGGCCUGUUUCCAGGGGCAGCUGAUGGAACGCCUCUGCCAGCUUUAUGGCGUUCAAAAGUCCCGCACAACACCUUACCACCCGCAGGGGAAUGGCGCCUGCGAGAGAUUUAACCGGACUCUGCUGCAGAUGCUCCGCGUGUUGGAACGAGCUGAGAAGCAGCGAUGGCCCGAACAUGUUCAGGAACUGGUCUGGACUUAUAACAACAGAGUCCAUCACACCACGGGAUUUUCCCCUUUUUUUUUGCUGUUCGGUCGACCAGGACGGGAGGCACACGACUUACAACUGUCCGGGACUGAGGAGGGAACGCCCCUCGCCCCUGCCGAAUGGGUCGAGGACCACCGCCUGCGGCUGAAGGCGGCGCACGAGUUGGCUGGGAGGCUGAUCGCAGACCACCAGCAUCCACCUGUGAGGUCCCACGAGCCUGGGUCGCUGGCCGUGGGCCAGCGAGUGUUGGUGCGAGAGGUUCGCCCGGGGGGGAAACUGUCAGAACGGUGGGAAGUUACCCCGUACCUUGUGCGCCGUCGCUUGGCCCCAGGUGGGCCUGUGUAUCAAGUGGAGUCUACUGAUGGGACGGGACGCCUGCGCACGUUACAUCGGAGUAAGCUGCGACCUUGUCCGUUCCUGGAUCCGGUGAGCGGGGCUGAGUCCCCUGUAGCGGAGGACGGGGUGGGGGCCCCUGCCUGGGAAGCUCCGGCCCCUCUGUCAGAUGAGGAAUGGUGGUCGCCGGUCGAGGAGAAUCGGCCAGAGGAGGCAUCGGAGCCUCAACCCCCAGCCGAUGUGGUUGCCUCCCCCCUACCAAGACGCUCUCUGCGUUCAAAUAGGGGCGUCCCGGGCCCUCGCUACGCGGACCCGAACUUUGUGUGGUCGGAUUCUUGCUUUCCGGAGGCUUCCGAGGCAUGGGCAUUGUCUGUUCAAGUGGAGGAGCAGGAGGGGGCCUGCCCUGAGUGGAACGGUACAAUUAUCCGUACGCAGAUGGACGUGUCGCUAGAUGAGUGCGCGGCCGGGGACGUAGCCAAGCUGGACCAGAUGCUCUGGAAUCGUCAGAAGGUGUUCUCCCGGCAUGAAGAGGAUUUCGGAUAUACGGAGGACCUACAGCAUGAGAUCCGCACCGGAGACGCCCCCCCGGUUCGGGAGCGGGUUCUGCAACGGUUGGAGGAGUACGGCCUGAAGCUCAAGCCCCGGAAGUGCCACCUGUUGAAAUCCAGUUUGGAGUACCUCGGGCACGUGGUGUCACGCGAUGGGGUGUACCCAACACCCAGCAAGGUGGCGGCCGUCCAGGAAUGGAAGGUGCCCACCACUGUCACGGAAUUGCGGGCAUUCCUGGGUUUGGUGGGGUACUACCGACGCUUCAUCAAGGAUUUUGCCCGGAUUGCGGAACCCCUACAUGCCUUGCUUCGAGGGAUUGCGACCACGAAGAGAGCUGCCCUGGAGACUUGGGGAGAAGCGCAGAACCUGGCCUUUGACCGACUGAAGGCAAGUCUCACUGAGGCUCCGGUGUUGGGGUACGCAGAUUUUGAGAAGCCCUUCGUUCUAUACACGGAUGGAAGUCUGCAGGGGUUGGGCGCGGUCUUGGCUCAGGUUCAGGAUGGGCAGGAGCGGGUGAUUGCUUACGGCAGUCGUAGCCUGCGAGAGACUGAAAGGAACCCAGACAACUACAGUUCCUUCAAGUUGGAAUUGCUGGUGGUGGUGUGGGCUGUGACCGAGAAGUUUGCGGAGUACUUGACCGCCGCUCACGUGGAUAUUUUUACAGACAACAACCCCCUGGCGUACCUGGAGAACGCCAAGUUAGGCGCCUUGGAGCAACGGUGGGUGGCCAGGUUGGCCAAGUUCUCCUACAAGAUUCGCUAUCGAUCGGGGAAGAGCAAUACCAACGCGGAUGCCCUGUCUCGCUUUCCAGUGGAAACCCCCGAACCUGGUGGAGAAGAAGAUGACUGCGGAGAAGAAAUGCCGGAUCUCACUCGUGUGCGGCAGCCCGUGGGCGGAGAGUUGUGUCGACAGGACGCCCAGACUGCCUUACUUAGGUACACGGAGACGGACUGGGCACAGGAACAGCAGGCCGACGAAGGUUUGGACCUCAUUCGACAGUGGGUACAGAGGGGUCAUAUGCCAUCUCGCCGGCAGCAGGAUGGGCUGACCGGGUUCUGUAGGAAGGUGGUGCGUCGUUGGGACCAAUUGCGGGUCUGCGCUGGUACCCUACGGAGACAAUGCUACUUGGAACAGGAAAUGCGUACUGUUGAGCAGGUGGUCGUGCCAGAAGCCCGGGUGCGGUCAGUGGUGGAAGAGGCGCACGAGCAGGGGGCCCAUUUGGGACCCUAUAAAACAUACCAUUGGUUGAGACGCCAAUAUUUCGCCCCCCGGCUGCAAGCGGUCGUGGACCAGGUAUGUCGUGAGUGCAGGAGGUGUGCGGUAGUUAAGCCGCAGGAACAGCAUGUGCCCAUCCAGACGAUCCGGACCAGUCGGCCGCUGGAAAUGCUGAUGAUCGACUACGUGUUGAUCGGGGAGUCAGUAAGUGGACACCAGUAUGCCCUGGUAAUGACUGACCACUUCACUAAAUUCACGGUAGUGGUCCCCACCCGGAACCAGACUGCGGAGUCAGCAACACGAGCGAUCGUCGAACAUUUCAUUCGGCAGUACGGUUGCCCCGAGCGGAUCCAUUCGGAUCAAGGGGCCUGUUUCCAGGGGCAGCUGAUGGAACGCCUCUGCCAGCUUUAUGGCGUUCAAAAGUCCCGCACAACACCUUACCACCCGCAGGGGAAUGGCGCCUGCGAGAGAUUUAACCGGACUCUGCUGCAGAUGCUCCGCGUGUUGGAACGAGCUGAGAAGCAGCGAUGGCCCGAACAUGUUCAGGAACUGGUCUGGACUUAUAACAACAGAGUCCAUCACACCACGGGAUUUUCCCCUUUUCUUUUGCUGUUCGGUCGACCAGGACGGGAGGCACAUGACUUACAACUGUCCGGGACUGAGGAGGGAACGCCCCUCGCCCCUGCCGAAUGGGUCGAGGACCACCGCCUGCGGCUGAAGGCGGCGCGCGAGUUGGCUGGGAGGCUGAUCGCAGACCACCAGCAUCCACCUGUGAGGUCCCACGAGCCUGGGUCGCUGGCCGUGGGCCAGCGAGUGUUGGUGCGAGAGGUUCGCCCGGGGGGGAAACUGUCAGAAUGGUGGGAAGUUACCCCGUACCUUGUGCGCCGUCGCUUGGCCCCAGGUGGGCCUGUGUAUCAAGUGGAGUCUACUGAUGGGACGGGACGCCUGCGCACGUUACAUCGGAGUAAGCUGCGACCUUGUCCGUUCCUGGAUCCGGUGAGCGGGGCUGAGUCCCCUGUAGCGGAGGACGGGGUGGGGGCCCCUGCCUGGGAAGCUCCGGCCCCUCUGUCAGACGAGGAAUGGUGGUCGCCGGUCGAGGAGAAUCGGCCGGAGGAGGCAUCGGAGCCUCAACCCCCAGCCGAUGUGGUUGCCUCCCCCCUACCAAGACGCUCUCUGCGUUCAAAUAGGGGCGUCCCGGGCCCUCGCUACGCGGACCCGAACUUUGUGUGGUCGGAUUCUUGCUUUCAAGACUAUCUGUGCGAAGACCCGCAGUCCGGCAAGGGUGUGGACUCCUGCCUAAAGAUGGCAAAACCCACGGCCAAAUUGUCGCACCAGCAGACCACCCGCUUAUUACGCAGGGCAUAG
Pseudophryne corroboree (corroboree frog) is the source of this 6411-nucleotide messenger RNA. RefSeq lists its product as uncharacterized. The transcript is spliced from 6 exons. Gene Ontology annotation, biological process: DNA integration. Lineage: Eukaryota; Metazoa; Chordata; Amphibia; Anura; Myobatrachidae. Bases 1 to 6411 code for a protein of 2136 amino acids. Gene Ontology annotation, molecular function: nucleic acid binding. The record is from RefSeq and is a predicted model, not a curated record.